AGUCGUCUCAACAUGACAGAAGCACCAUCAACCUCCUUCCGUAGGAGGAAGAGCUCUUCCUCCCAGACCCUCGCCCAGAUGGAUCUUCCUCCCCCACUGUCCCCAGGCGUCAUCCUCCGCAGGCUAGUCAAGCACGGCAAGUAUGUUGCUGCCGGCGCAGCUGGUAUCUGGUGGCUGGAUCUGGUCACGGCUGUCGAGAAUCUCCUCGAGAGCCCCGACUCGUGGGCAAGACGCAUGCUUGUUCUUGCAGGCGGGCUACAUGCUCUGACUCUGACCAUUUUCCUCUACCUCGUGGUUUUCCUUCCCUGGCUUAGGGGAUAUAUGCCGAACUACCCCAAGUGGCAGCAAUCGCGGCGGCUUCGCGUCAUAUUCCCAGUACUGACGACGUCCAUUCUCCUGGGCUGGUCGUUGCUUGUGUUUUCCUUGACCAAGUCAACGCACCCCGCACCGCGAAGCUCGAUUCACGAGCGGAUCCGCGGCGCGCUGGAUGUGCAGCACAGAGAUGGACUGGGAUUGUUUUCGUCCAUGGCUGGAGCCACGGCCAUCUUCUCGCUGACGUUUGGCCUGCUGGGCUUCAUCCCCUCGCCGCGCGUGCCAGUCCGCGUGCGGAAGGUCAAGUAACCCGGAGCUGAGUCGGUGCAGGUCCGAGAAGGGACAUCAUUAGAAUGCCGAG
Messenger RNA from Cutaneotrichosporon oleaginosum, 673 nucleotides. RefSeq lists its product as uncharacterized. NCBI's taxonomy places the organism in Eukaryota, Fungi, Basidiomycota, Tremellomycetes, Trichosporonales, Trichosporonaceae. The record is from RefSeq and is a predicted model, not a curated record.